Achroia grisella is the source of this 1178-nucleotide messenger RNA. RefSeq lists its product as uncharacterized. The transcript is spliced from 2 exons. NCBI's taxonomy places the organism in Eukaryota, Metazoa, Arthropoda, Insecta, Lepidoptera, Pyralidae. The record is from RefSeq and is a predicted model, not a curated record. Bases 119 to 979 code for a protein of 286 amino acids.
CAUCAAAAUGGUGGAUCGAACGGGCGGGGUUAGACUCUAAGGAAUACAAAAGAAAGUGAAGUGUGGACAAUUGUGUAAUCAGUGACGCAUCGAUCUAUAAUUGGUCGAUAAUUAAUCGAUGAAAAUGGAGUUACACAUGAAGUUGCGUUUUCAGACUAUAGUAGUGUUAUGUUUUGUUGUUUUGUCGACAGCUAAUGAAAAUUAUGAGAAUAAAUUGACCAAACUUUGGUCUUUGUCAAGUGCUUCCAGCGGAGAUGGAUCGGCUGUAGUCAAUGUAACGAGCGCAUCUAUUGUAAUCCAGCCGACUGUUUAUAGCAGCAACCAAGUCCCACAGCGGCAAUCUAGGAUAUCCAAAUACGCUUUCAAGCCUCGCGCUAUACCUCUACAGAGAAGCGAGCAACCUUCCCAAGUUGAAAGAAGCGUUUACUAUUCACAUAAUAAUGUGAAUAAAUAUAAAACAGAAACGCUUUUCCCCGGUAAUUAUUUCCCAAUUGCCAAAGAGAAAAGCGAUAAGAAUUUAUCACAAGACCUCCCAUAUAAACCAAUUGACAGUGAACCAUUCCAUCCAAAGGUGAUACCCUUGAUCAGGAGUCAGGAGUUCCAAAGGAGAUCAUUGGACAUUGAUGAAGAGCCAAUUAUAGAAAAGCCCGAAGGAUUUUCAGAAGCAACUGCCUCCAGAAGAUCUAUAUCAUAUGCGCUGGGUCUCGAAGAUUCAGCCGAAUUGGAAGAAGAUGAAGAUGAAGACGACAUCUUAGAAGACGAAGUGGAGCGCAAGAAGGGAAUUAAGAAACCAAAAUAUAAAAAGAAAAAAUUGAAGAAAUACGUUCUCCCAUUGCUUUUGGCUUACAAAUUGAAGUUUUUUGCUUUGAUACCAGUUAUGAUUGGUGGUUUAAUUUUGUUGGUAGGAGCUACUGGGUUGGCUGGCUUCUUCUUUGCUCUGUUUGCAGCCGUUAUGGGACUGCAGAAAGGAGGCUACUAACAAUUUAAACAUUAACAAAUUAAAUAAAGUCGACGUACUAAUUGUUGCCAUUCAUAUUGUGUUAAUUGCUAAAUUAUCUAAAAUCUAUAUCAUAUACUAGUGUUCUGAAAUGAUUCCAGAUUACCACCGAAACUUAAUAAUCUAGUUUUCGUUUCUAUAAUUGCUAAGAUUUUUUUAUUUCCAAUUUGUUUUGUGAUUA